Ilyonectria robusta is the source of this 1103-nucleotide messenger RNA. RefSeq lists its product as uncharacterized. NCBI's taxonomy places the organism in Eukaryota, Fungi, Ascomycota, Sordariomycetes, Hypocreales, Nectriaceae. The transcript is spliced from 3 exons. The coding region runs from base 267 to 1103 and encodes 278 amino acids. The record is from RefSeq and is a predicted model, not a curated record.
GACAGUUCUGAUGCCGGUAUCCAAUCAAGGCGUGUCCGCACCUGACUCUGACACUGUCCCAGCGGCCCUUGUCAUAUCGGCGUGCUGUGAUUGCCUGCCCUCCGCUACCACGACUUGCCUGCCACGGUUGCCCUGACUGCUGGGUCUCCAUACAAGCGGCCGAGACCACGAUGGCCAUCAAUGAUCCCAGUCGACGUGGCCUCUGGGGAGGGCGCCAUGGAAAAAGUAAAAAGUAAAAAGAGAAGCAAAACCGCCAGAUUGGAAAAAUGCGCGAAUCGAAUAUUCAUACAAUCCUUGGUGGUCUUGGGAACGCUUUUCGCAUCCACUUCUGGCGGGGCCCAUUGGGAAAUGAUGGAGAAGUGGGUGCACGAAGAAAAAGAAACCUCCGGCUGACCAGGUUGCCUCCUGUACGGCGUAUGCCGGUGAGCAACACAGGCAAUCCUGGGACGCAACCGGGAGCAGGCAACCAAGCAGGCAGGCCUGACAUGCGCAUGUACCUUUCUAAUGGGCUGGGAAUUCAGCUUGGAGGGAAUUCAGGGUUUGGUUGUUUUCUUUUUCCCUAUCUGACACCUUGCCAACGGGUCCGCUGGGGGCCGUUCCCCGAUCACCCGGGAUCGAAUCGAUUCCCACAGGCUGGUUCUGUGGCUUGCUGGAAAGCAAUCAUCAGCCCGACGGCUGCAUCGGCCAAGACCGAAGUGUCCCAAGAACGACAGACUGCAGAUGGGUGUCCCCGAAUGGCACGCUGCCCGCCCAACGGGUCGGGGCCAGGCGACAGCAUGCUAUUCGCCGACCUGAGACCCAUAAUCCUUCACUGCAGCCUUCCACUGCAGCCUUUCACCGCAGCGGGCAGGAAACCAGGACGGUGUGCGACCGACCCGUGUCUGCGCCAGGGUGUCGGGGUGUGCUGGCGUGCUGGUGUGCUAGGUGUGGUGUGCACCCCCAACAGACGUGGCACCGAGGUACUCAGCCCUACCAAAGACGCACCAAACCAACGAGCGGGUUGGCCACGCUGGGACAGAAUACACGAGCCAGGCAUAUGCCCUCGGGAUUACUCAAGCGCUGACUCUUCCAAGCCAAAUCCUUCAAUGAGGCCCCUGAUAUGA